AUGUUGGAAGGCGGUAGUUCCCAGUCCAUCCUGGGGGAUUCCAGCCCGGGGUCCCUGCUGUCUUCCACCCCGAACUCAGCAUUCCUCUCCCCCAAACCGCAGUCAUUUUGCCAUGAUCCGGAAGGUUGGGGUCCCCUCAGUCAGCUCAGAUUCGAUCUGACUCCGUGUUUCUUGGAUUUCGGAGUUUCCUUGGUUGCAGUAUGGGGUAUUAUCGCAGGCGCAGGUGCCCUUUGGUUCUUGUUGAAGAGGAGAGUGCCCCAGCCAGUUGCAAAGAACUGGCAUUUCUAUACUAAACUGGUCGUCUUAUCCGCCCUGAUAUUUACAACAGCUCUCCAGGCAGCCAUCCAAAUCGAAUCCUUCCCCCAGACAUGGUUUAACGACUAUCGGUUCUGGAGCUCUGUCCUCGUCCUGAUCUCCCUUUGCGUCAUUUUUGCAGUGCAGUACCAUGAACACUGGCGCAGCAGACAGCCUAAUGGCGUCGUUCUCUUCUACUGGCUCUUCUUCGCCAUUGGCUAUGGAAUCAAACUCCGAUCGCUCAUCGCACGGAAACUAUACGAGGAUCGUCUUCCCUACUUCAUCUGUUUCAACGUGAGCUUGGGGCUGGCGCUGUUAGAGUUCGGUCUUGAGUACUUGGUUCCGAAGAAACAAAGUGCUUACGACGCGCUUGGAGAUGAAGAUGAAUGCCCCUACGAAUACGCUGAUAUCUUCUCGGUUCUUACAUUCAGUUGGAUGACGCCGAUGAUGAAGUUCGGUUACAACAACUUCCUCACCCAAGAUGAUCUGUGGAAUCUUCGUCGUCGAGACACUACCGGUGUCACCGUGGGCGCAUUGAACGAGGAAUGGGAGGAAGAGUUGCACAAGGAAAAACCCUCCCUCUCACUGGCGCUGUUCAGAGCAUUCGGUGGCCCUUUCAUUCGUGGCGCGAUUAUUAAGUGCGGCAGCGACUCCUUGGCCUUCGUCCAGCCGCAGCUUCUGCGUCUUUUGAUCAAGUUCAUCAACUCAUAUGCAACUUCCGAGCCUGAGCCGGUCAUCAGAGGUGUAGCCAUUGCGCUUGCAAUGUUCCUGGUUUCGGUUUCGCAGACCAUGUGCUUGCACCAAUACUUCCAAAGGGCAUUCGACACUGGUAUGCGCGUCAAAUCUGCUCUGACUGCAAUGAUCUAUGCCAAGGCUCUGAGACUGUCCAGCGAGGGUCGCUCAACCAAAACCACUGGCGAUAUUGUCAAUCACAUGGCCGUCGACCAGCAGCGUCUGUCUGAUCUGACCCAGUUCGGUGUGCAGCUCUGGUCCGCGCCAUUCCAGAUCACUCUCUGCAUGUUGUCGCUCUACCAGCUUGUUGGCGUUAGCAUGUUUGCGGGUAUCGGUGUGAUGAUCCUGAUGAUUCCUCUGAAUGGAGUGAUUGCACGGAUGAUGAAGAAACUCCAGCUGAUCCAGAUGAAGAACAAAGAUUCGCGAUCCAGACUUAUGACUGAGAUUCUGAACAAUAUCAAGAGCAUCAAGCUCUAUGCUUGGAACACAGCAUUCAUGAACAAGCUCAGCCACAUCCGUAACGAUCUGGAACUCAAUACGCUCCGCAAAAUUGGAGCAACACAGUCGAUUGCCAAUUUCACCUGGCAAUCUACCCCUUUCCUCGUCUCAUGCUCCUGUUUUACAGUUUAUGCCUUGACCUCGGACAAGCCAUUGACCACCGAUAUUGUCUUUCCAGCAUUGACUUUGUUCAAUCUCCUUACGUUCCCUCUAUCCAUUCUGCCUAUGGUUAUCACGGCUGUGAUUGAAGCGUCCGUGGCUGUCAAGCGUCUUACGGAUUACUUCACUGCAGAGGAGCUGCAAACUGAUGCUGUUUGCUAUGAAGAGACCGUGGCUCACGUUGGAGACGAGUCUGUUCGGAUCCAGGAUGCCGCUUUCACCUGGAACCGUUACGAAGGCACGCAUGUGAUCGAGAACAUCAACUUCAGCGCUCGCAAGGGCGAGCUCAGCUGUAUCGUAGGACGCGUUGGUGCUGGAAAGUCCUCCCUCCUUCAAGCGCUCCUGGGCGACUUGUGGAGAACUGAAGGAGAGGUGGUUGUCCGUGGUCGUAUCGCCUAUGUAGCGCAACAGGCUUGGGUCAUGAAUGCUAGCGUUCGUGAGAACAUUGUCUUCGGGCACCGGUGGGAUCCUCAAUUCUAUGAGCUUACGGUGGCAGCCUGUGCCUUGACCGACGACUUCAAGAACUUACCUGAUGGUGAUCAAACUGAGGUUGGAGAGAGAGGAAUUUCCUUAUCCGGUGGUCAGAAGGCUCGGUUGACCCUUGCCCGUGCUGUCUAUGCUCGCGCGGACAUCUACCUUCUCGACGAUGUCCUCUCUGCGGUUGACCAGCAUGUGGGUCGCCAUCUCAUUAACCAGGUCUUGGGCCGCAACGGUAUUCUCGCCAGUAAGACAAGAAUUCUCGCAACAAAUGCUAUUCCUGUCCUGAAGGAGGCAGACUUUAUCGGCUUGCUGCGCAACAAGACCUUGAUUGAGAAGGGAACCUAUGAACAGCUUCUAGCUAUGAAGGGCGAAGUCGCUAACCUAGUCCGUACUACGAUGAACGACUCGGAUGAUGAGGGCUCUGGUAGUGACAGUCGUGAUCCUGCUAGCGAGAGCUCGGAAUCCACUACUGUCAUCGAAAACGAAGACUCGGAAAUCUCCGAUCCGGAAGAUGCUGAGCGGGAAAUUGGUUCUCUUGCUCCGAUUAGAGCUAGUGCUGAGCGGAGACAGAGCACAGUUACUCUUCGUCGUGCUAGUACCGCUACCUGGAAGGGGCCUAGACGCAAGCUGGGAGAUGAAGAGAAUGUCCUCAAAAGCAAACAGACCCAGGAAACCUCGCAACAGGGCAAAGUCAAAUGGAGCGUGUACGGCGAAUACGCCAAGAACAGUAACAUCAUUGCUGUUGGCUUCUAUCUUCUGGCUCUUUUGGGAGCUCAAACUGCCCAGGUUCUCGGAAGUUAUUGGCUUAAGCAUUGGUCGGAGCUCAGCGAAAAGCACCCGAACCUUCCCAAUGGCAAAUAUAUUGGUAUCUACCUGGCCUUCGGUCUGGGCUCGUCUCUUUUGGUCAUUCUCCAGAACCUCAUUCUUUGGAUCUUCUGCUCUAUUGAGGCCUCACGCAAGCUUCAUGAACGCAUGGCAUUCGCCAUCUUCCGCUCUCCCAUGAGCUUUUUCGAAACUACCCCGUCAGGACGUAUCCUUAACAGAUUCUCGAGUGAUGUGUAUCGUAUCGAUGAAGUGCUUGCGCGGACGUUCAACAUGCUAUUCGGAAACUCCGCCAAGGCUUUGUUCACCAUGGUGGUCAUUGCCUCCUCCACCCCUGCCUUCCUCUUGGCUGUCAUUCCCUUGGGUUGGGUCUACUUCAGCUACCAAAAGUACUAUCUGCGCACAUCCCGCGAACUCAAGCGUCUGGAUAGCGUGACUCGAAGCCCAAUCUAUGCGCACUUCCAGGAAUCACUGGGUGGAAUUUCGACCAUCCGUGCGUAUAAGCAAGAGGACAGGUUUACGCUGGAAAACGAGUGGCGCAUGGAUGCGAACAUUCGUGCCUACUUCCCCUCAUUGAGUGCCAACAGAUGGCUAGCUGUCCGCCUGGAGUUCAUUGGCUCUGUGAUUAUCUUGACGUCCGCCGCACUUUCGAUCAUCUCUGUGUCAACCGGCAGUAAGCUAUCCGCCGGAAUGGUCGGUCUGGCUAUGUCCUACGCUCUUCAAAUCACCCAGUCGUUGAACUGGAUCGUGCGGCAGACUGUUGAAGUCGAGACCAAUAUCGUGUCGGUUGAGCGUGUUCUCGAGUACGCAAACCUGCCCAGUGAAGCGCCUGAGGUGAUUUUCAAGCAUAGGCCCGCCAUUGGCUGGCCGGCACAAGGUGCGGUGACGUUCAAUAACUACAGCACACGAUAUCGCCCUGGGCUCGAUCUGGUGUUGAAGGACAUUUCGCUGGAUAUCAAGCCCCACGAGAAGAUUGGAGUUGUUGGCCGCACAGGUGCAGGCAAGAGCUCGCUAACUCUUGCACUUUUCCGCAUCAUUGAGCCUGACAGUGGUCACAUCAGCAUUGAUGGACUGAAUGUGUCGACGAUUGGUCUGUUUGAUCUGCGGGGCCGCCUCGCGAUCAUUCCCCAAGAUCCAGCCAUGUUCGAGGGAACCGUCCGGGACAAUCUGGAUCCCCGACAUGUGCAUGACGACACGGAACUCUGGAGUGUGCUUGAACAUGCCCGCUUGAAAGAUCACGUUGCGCAGAUGGACGGUCAGCUGGAUGCCCAAGUCCAAGAAGGAGGAUCCAACCUUAGUCAAGGCCAGCGCCAGCUGGUUUCACUUGCCCGAGCAUUGUUGACGCCUAGUAAUAUUCUGGUGCUCGACGAGGCAACUGCGGCGGUGGAUGUGGAGACCGAUGCAUUGCUGCAACGCACGCUGCGCAGCAGCAUUUUCCAGGACCGUACCAUCAUCACGAUCGCGCAUCGGAUCAAUACAAUCAUCGAUUCCGAUCGAAUUGUGGUGUUAGACAAGGGCCGUGUGGUCGAGUUCGACACGCCUGCAGCGUUGAUUAAACAGGAGGGCCGCUUUUAUGACCUGGUCAAGGAGGCUGGUCUACUUGACAGCACUGAGGGCGCCGCCAUUGUACAGAAAUCCUAG
Aspergillus homomorphus CBS 101889 is the source of this 4626-nucleotide messenger RNA. RefSeq names its product ATP-binding cassette glutathione S-conjugate transporter YCF1. The coding region runs from base 1 to 4626 and encodes 1541 amino acids. Lineage: Eukaryota; Fungi; Ascomycota; Eurotiomycetes; Eurotiales; Aspergillaceae. The transcript has 9 exons. Gene Ontology annotation, cellular component: membrane. Gene Ontology annotation, biological process: transmembrane transport. The record is from RefSeq and is a predicted model, not a curated record. Gene Ontology annotation, molecular function: ABC-type transporter activity; ATP binding; ATP hydrolysis activity.